Molecule: messenger RNA, 2272 nt
Organism: Cyprinus carpio (common carp)
Lineage: Eukaryota; Metazoa; Chordata; Actinopteri; Cypriniformes; Cyprinidae
Gene: trabd
Product: traB domain-containing protein
Source: RefSeq, a predicted model, not a curated record
CAAUAACGGGCGGUGCUACAGAGUCACUUCAUGCAAGCUGCUGAACUGUAGCUCUAACUUUAAUCAUUUUUGCCGAGGCUAGCAAAAAAGCUACAGUCAAGGUGGUAGUUUUAGUAUUCUUUAAAUAUCUGUAUAAUAAAGUGCAAUAUUAUAAUCGUCACGGCGCGCCAAAAUAAGUAACUUAUUGUUGGUUAGUUCUUUAAAGUUUUUAAAGGGGCUUAGCUUAUGUUAGCAUCAGCUAACAGCUGCGUGGAUGUGUGCGCAGUUAGCCUGUAGCCGAACUACCUUCGUCCCUCAGUACAACUGACUGUCCGAUCCCGGUCCAGUCGGAUCCGAUUCGUUAUUUUCGUGGGAAGAGUGGACAAGGUGUCUGCCAAGUCAAAUGUUGAGGUUUUACUGAACAGCGGACCAUGGAUCAGGACAACAACUCGAAGGAUGACUCGGUUGGCCAAGCAGAAAAUGAGACACAACCUCCAUUUCCUCUUGGACUCUCGGACUCUGAGGCAGUGGAAGUGUUGUGGCAAGUGCGGACCCAGCGCCGACAGACGGAGCCAGAUCUGCCGGACACCGUGACGCGUCUCACCACACCUGAGGGCAGUGUUGUGUACCUGGUUGGCACCGCCCACUUCAGCGACAGCAGCAAGAAGGAUGUUGCCACUACGAUCCGAGCAGUACAGCCAGAUGUGGUGGUGGUGGAGCUAUGCCAGUAUAGAGUAUCCAUGCUUAAGAUGGAUGAGAAGACGCUGCUAAAAGAGGCUAAAGACAUUAACUUGGAGAAGGUCCAGCAGGCCAUUAAACAGAAUGGAGUGAUGUCUGGCCUCAUGCAGAUAUUGCUGCUCAAAGUCUCAGCUCACAUUACAGAACAGCUGGGCAUGGCCCCCGGAGGAGAGUUUAGAGAAGCCUUUAAGGAGGCAGGAAAAGUGCCCUUCUGUAAAUUUCAUCUUGGGGAUCGGCCCAUUCCAGUAACCUUUAAGCGUGCAAUAGCUGCUCUCAGCCUGUGGCAGAAGGCUCGUCUGGCCUGGGGCCUGUGCUUCCUCUCUGACCCCAUCAGCAAGGAGGAUGUAGAGAAGUGUAAACAAAAGGAUCUUCUGGAGCAGACCAUGUCAGAAAUGAUUGGCGAGUUUCCAGCCCUCCACCGCACUAUUGUUGCAGAGCGAGACAUCUACCUCACACACACACUUAGACAAGCAGCGCGCUGUGUGGAGGCGCCUCCUAAUGCUGAGAAAGUGCCUGCUGUGGUGGUUGGAGUGGUCGGGAUGGGUCAUGUUUCUGGUAUUGAGAGGAACUGGGAUAAAGAGCUCAAUAUUCAUGAGAUCAUGAGCGUGGCUCCACCGUCUCGAUUUGGCUGGGUAGUACGCAAUGUGUUGAAAGGUGCCAUGUGGGGGCUUCUGGGUUAUGCCUGCUUCCGUGCCAGCAAGGGUGUGGGGAGGGCGUUACUCUCCUUACCGACAGUCCAAUCAUUGCUUGAAAAUAUACGAACACCUUCCGUUUGACCUUUCUUUUAUCGGCACAGACUUUUCAGCAGUGAGAUCAGGAUGUCACACUGAACACCAAUAGCCUUAACUACAGGAUGGUGGUCGGGUGAAGGGGAAAAUUAGAGGCAAACAUCGUCUCCAUCCCAUAUGAAAUAAACAAUAUGGGUGGAAGCUUUUGACUAGCUCUCUACCUCCUCAACCCUCUGUCCAUCCGCUCUGUGGACGCAGAGCUGUACUGCCAAAGAAAUCGGACCAUGCUUUCUUUCCCCUUUUCCACAUUCUUAAAGUAUGACCUACUAGGAAAUUAGCUGCAGCAGGAUUUCCCACCUAAUCUUGAACUGAAGUUUUAUUUUGCUGUGAUUUACUCUUGGUUGGCUCCUGCAAAUAGAUAAUGCAUUUAGUUUCCCAGCAAUGUACAUCGGGAAAAUGAUUAUGACCAAAGUAUUUUUGGUUUUGCUAAUUGAAUUUAUAUGUUUCUGACAAAAAGACUUGAAAUAAGUGGAACUGAAACAACAGCACACAGUGUUUAAGAGCUUCAAGUCACAUCCAGUAAUGGGGGGUUACCUGAUAAGCCCAACAUAAACUUUGCCCAUGCUAGCUAUCAAGUGCCUCCUACCACAUGACCUGGAAAGGGCUAAAAGGAACAUAGACUGGUCAGGGUGUUUUGCUCUCGCUCCAUAUGGUCAUAAUAAAAGGGUACUAUUAAGUCUGGGGUCCUCUAUUUCUCUCACACAGUUUCAUAAUUGGUUCUUGCUAAUGGGAAGUUUCUAGAAAUUAGUGAAUUAUGCAGUUAAUUA